Molecule: messenger RNA, 1248 nt
Organism: Colletotrichum paranaense
Lineage: Eukaryota; Fungi; Ascomycota; Sordariomycetes; Glomerellales; Glomerellaceae
Exons: 1
Coding region: 1-1248 (415 amino acids)
Biological process (GO): folic acid-containing compound biosynthetic process
Cellular component (GO): mitochondrion; cytoplasm; cytosol
Molecular function (GO): dihydrofolate synthase activity; ATP binding; tetrahydrofolylpolyglutamate synthase activity
Source: RefSeq, a predicted model, not a curated record
AUGGCAAUGAAAGGCAUCAGCCUAGGCCUGCACCGCAUCUCGCGGGCCCUCGAAGGUGUCCCCCAGAAAUGGGAUGCUAUUCAUGUCGCCGGCACAAACGGCAAAGGCACCACUUGCACGUACCUAUCAGCCCUGUGCAAAUCUUUUGGCAUCUCAAACGGCCUCUUCACCUCCCCUUACCUAAUAGAGCCGCGCGACGCCAUCAAGAUCAAUGGCACGCCCGUGGCCCAAGACGUCUACGCCGACGUCAACCGCAAGAUCAUCGCCGACGACCAGGCUCGCCUAUCACAGGAUGCCGCCCAGGAAGCCCUCAGCCUCUUUGAGGUGACCACCCUCAUCGCCUUUGGCGUCUUUAGCCGCGCUGAUGUGCAGAUGGGCAUCGUCGAGGUUGGUCUCGGCGGCCGCCUCGACUCCACAAACGCCCUCCGCCGCAAGACCGUCACCGUCAUCACAAAGAUCGGCCUCGACCACCAGGCCUUCCUUGGCAACACCUUGCCCGAGAUCGCCAAGGAAAAGGCCGGCAUCAUGAUGGCCGGCGUUCCGUGUGUCGUCGACGGCAGCAACCCGCCCGAGGUCCUCGAGGUCUUCCGGCAACAUGCCGCCAGCGUCUCGGCGCCGCUGCACCUCACCACGAGCCAGCCCGGUCUGCUCGAGGCUCUGUACGACUCGGAGCUAAUGCCGCAUCAGGCGCAGAACAUGGCGUGCGCCAUUGCGGCUUUCCAACUCGCCUACCCGCACCUUAAUCUUUCUGUGGAAAAGGCCCUGCCGAUUCUGAAGGACGUCAGUCACCUGGGGAGGCUAUCGUGGUUAAAUGUCGAGGCGAAGCAUCCGUCGCGGAAGGAAAAGCCCAUCCUCAUCGACGGUGCUCACAACCCACAGUCAGCCGAGACAUUGUCCACAUACGUCGAGCGACGUCUGCGAGAAGCCGAUAGGCCUGUGACGUGGAUCGUGUCGGUAUCGAAGCAGGACGGAAAGGAUGCCGGCGGUAUGCUGCGCACGUUGCUCAGACCCGGAGACAACGUCGCCUGCGUGAGCUUUUCUCGGCGGGAGACGAUGCCCUGGGUCGAGCCUUUGCCGCUUCAGACCUUGAGGGAGAUGGCCUCGAACGCGGGCGCCAAAGAGGUGUUUGAAAGCAAAGAUGGUCUCGAAGAGGCUACGAGAUGGGCUGUUGAGACCGCCAAAGAUGGCCCGGUUGUCUUGACGGGGAGUCUCUACCUGGUUGGUGACGCAUAUAGAAUCUUGUCGUGA